Sander lucioperca (pikeperch) is the source of this 2920-nucleotide messenger RNA. It is a transcript of the gene cntfr, whose product is annotated as ciliary neurotrophic factor receptor. Lineage: Eukaryota; Metazoa; Chordata; Actinopteri; Perciformes; Percidae. The coding region runs from base 303 to 1385 and encodes 360 amino acids. The record is from RefSeq and is a predicted model, not a curated record. Gene Ontology annotation, biological process: cytokine-mediated signaling pathway. Gene Ontology annotation, molecular function: cytokine receptor activity; cytokine binding. The transcript is spliced from 11 exons. Gene Ontology annotation, cellular component: signaling receptor complex; external side of plasma membrane; membrane.
AGCUCGCUCACUCAGAGCAGUGCGAGACACAGAGACAGACGCACACGUUCUCUCUCUCUCUCUCUCUGCCCUUCUCUCUCUCUUUCACGCACACACGCAUGCACACACACAUGCGUGCAGACGGCAACUUUCCUCUAUCGGACUGACACAACACACACGCCGGGAUAAGACACACUCCCCUUGCGACAGUGGAGAAGAGGAUAAGGAGUGACAGAUCAGGAAAAAAAAAAAAGAAAUACAGAAAAAAAGAAGAGGUUCCCAGGUGAAGAGGAGGAUCGUGCUGACGUUUCGUUCUGUCCAAGAUGGCCAACCUUGUGACAUCGCUGUGCUGUGUAGUUCUGGCCGCGGUGGUGGUAGCCUAUGCUCAGAGACGCAGUCAGCUUGUUGCGAGGAACCAGUAUGAGCGAAUGGGCAGUGAUGUCACCAUGCAGUGCGGCUCCCUGGACAAUGAUGCAUCGGUGUCAUGGAAGGUGAACGGGACCGAUGUGAAGGCCCAGCAUCGUCUAGAGGGUCCCAGACUGGUGCUGAACGAAGUGGACCUGGGCCACAACGGACUCUACAGCUGCUUCCAGAACCCUCACGGAGAGAGGCGGGACACCAUCUACCUCCACAUCGGCAUUCCCCCUCGGGAUCCCACAGUCACUUGUCGGUCCAACACCUACCCUAAAGGCUUCUACUGCAGCUGGCACCAGCUGCACCCCACCUACAUCCCCACCACCUUUGAAGUGGACGUACAACAUAACCAGCGUUCACUGGAGGUGCAGAAAGAUCCAGACCACAAGAACCGCUGCCGUGUACGUUUUCCUGAGGUCUUCUCCAGCUACCCGUACAAAGUCAACGUGACAGCAGUCAACGCCUUGGGGAAAGCCUCUACCACCAUUUCCUUUGAAGAGUCCAGUAUAGUCAAACCAGACCCGCCGGAGCGAGUGACGGCAACCCCGAUCCGUUUCAACGCCCGGAGGCUGGAGGUGUCCUGGCAGAGCCCCGCCACCUGGCCUGACAUCGACAACUUCCCUCUGAAAUACUUCCUUCGAUACCGGCCACUCAUCCGAGAGCAGUGGCAGCAUGUGGAGCUAUCUGACAGCACCUCCCACACCAUCACCGAUGCCUAUGCUGGGAAGGAAUACAUUAUCCAGGUGGCUGCCAAGGACACAGAGAUUGGAACAUGGAGUGACUGGAGUGUUGCUGUCCAUGCUACACCCUGGAUUGAAGAUCCUCUGCCGAUCACUUCCACAACUGAAGUAGACUUUCCUACCGAGACUAAGACCUCCCCCAUACCAUCCUCCAACGCACCACAAAAGGCUGAACCUCCAGUGGGCAGAGCUGCCAGGCUCCUCACAUUUUUCUCUCCUUUGCUGUUAGGAAUGCUGCUGCUGUUCAUGUGAUGUAAAUGUUGUAUUCUUGAAGGGAGUAGGAGGAAGAAGAAGAGGAGGAGGAGGAGGAUGAUCUUUUUUCUAUUUUGCACAUGUUUCAAGGAUACAGUGCAUUGAUCAUUUCUGUCCAUCACACAGUUACUCACCGAGAUUACUUAGACAUGAAACCAGACGAUGAUAAUGCGAUUCAGCAUUUUUUAAUAAUGGUGACAAAGAAAUUCUUCAGAGGAACUUUUGAAAGCGGCAUCAUCAUCAACAACAGCAGCAACAGGAGCAGCAACAACCACAACAACAGCAGUGAUAUCAGCAUAAACUUCUGUCUUAUAUUUCCCCCUGGUGGCUUCCAUGGGCCACAGCAGACUUUGUUUGGCAGACAACAGAUUGGGAAUCUCCUCUUCAGAGCAAGAAAAGCUUCAAAAUCCUCAUUAUCUUUUUUUUAUUUUAUUUUUUUUUUAUUGAUCGAUAGUCUUCAUUUUCACUUUUUUGAAAUUGCAGCACCGUACAGACAAACACACACAUAUAUAGAGCAUUCGUGUGUGUGUUUGUGUGUAUAGUCCCCGUAGCAGUCCCCAUACAGCUAAAUCAUCAUGCCAAAGACUCAACUUCACCCCCCAACAAAUUGAUUCCCAAACAAUUCACUGAGCUUCCUGAAGCCUGUGUCUGCCUUCGUCGUGGGUUAAAAAGCCCAGAAAGUUAUGUGCGUCUGUGUGCGUGUACACAACACCUGAUUGAUGCCGACUCAAACCGUAUACGAAUGAAACUUGGGACAAGUCUGAGGAACCCCUACAGCUCCUGUCUGGUAACAAAGAAGCCACAAAAAUACUCAAUCAGACUCUGAAUCUGUCAACUCCCAACGACUGAAUCAAAAUGAUGGAGCAAGUGUUUUUUUUCGAUAUGAGGACUAACACUUUGAAGAAUUCAGUAAGGGUAGUCUGGCUUAUUUAGGCAAUUAGCUUUACACUCUGCUUUCAGCGACUGGCAAAGAGGACCUGGAUUGUAAAACAAUAAAUAAAGUGGAUUUGAGACUGAACACUUCUUUGCCCACCCAUUUGUUUUGGUUCAACGAUGACAAAGUUGGUUAUUGAAACAUUGGAACGAGCUAUGUUGGUUUUCCAUUCUGCUCUGUGUUGUAAAUUACAAUUACACAAAACUGUUUGCUUUCCAAAUUCUGACGCCUUUACAAACGUUUUGCAGUUUACACUUCAAUAGCCAAUAUCAUCAGUUAAUAUUAUGUUAUUCAAAGGAAUAUUGAUGUGUUUUGUUGUAUUUUUUCUAUCUUAUGGACAAAAAAAUACAAACACACAUAUAGGAUUUUAGUUUUUUUUCAGACAUUCAUAAUGGCUUAAUUUUCCUUGAUCCUAUUUUGUAAACUAUGAUAUGUAACUUUAACAUUGAACAAAAAGUUUAUUAUUUAAUAAUAAUAAUAAUAAUAAUGUAUGUAGUAGCAGUAGAAUGUUGUAACCUGUACCUGGGGUCUUUUUUAUAGAUGUAUAUACAAUGACAGGUUUCAACCAUUAAAUGUGACCAUUUCACAAUGAAUGAUGACA